This is a messenger RNA of Amphiprion ocellaris (clown anemonefish), 953 nucleotides long. RefSeq names its product glyoxalase 1 (gene glo1). The record is from RefSeq and is a predicted model, not a curated record. Gene Ontology annotation, molecular function: metal ion binding; lactoylglutathione lyase activity. The transcript is spliced from 6 exons. Bases 93 to 635 code for a protein of 180 amino acids. Lineage: Eukaryota; Metazoa; Chordata; Actinopteri; Pomacentridae.
GUCAGCGGUAGUCGUGUCUCCUGAAGUCAGUCUCUCUGUCUGUCAGUCCGCCUCAGAGCUGCACUCCGGCUUUCCAACUACUGCUAGGAAAAAUGAGCGACAAAGGUCUGUCAGACGAGGCAGCGGCAGCAGCUUGUAAAGAUGGAGACCCAGUAACUAAGGAUUUCAUGAUGCAGCAGACCAUGCUGAGAGUUAAGGAUCCAGUUAAAUCUUUGGAUUUCUACACCAGAAUCCUUGGCAUGACGCUCCUGCAAAAGUUUGACUUCCCCUCCAUGCGUUUUUCUCUCUUCUUCUUGGGCUAUGAGGACAAGAAAGAGAUCCCUACAGAUGUGAAGGAGAAGACGGCCUGGACCUUUUCUAGAAGAGCCACCAUAGAGCUGACACAUAACUGGGGCUCUGAGUCUGAUGAGAGCCAGUCUUAUCACAAUGGAAACUCUGAUCCACGUGGCUUCGGCCAUAUUGGGAUUGCAGUUCCUGACGUCUAUGCAGCCUGCAAAUUGUUUGAGGAGCAGGGAGUCACAUUUGUCAAGAAGCCAGAUGACGGUAAAAUGAAAGGCUUGGCCUUCAUUCAGGACCCUGAUGGUUACUGGAUUGAGAUUCUGAGUCCUAACAACAUGGUUUCCAUCACCUCCUAAAGACUAACAACAUGCUACCUGCUGCAGUCUGUGAAGCCAGGCCUGCUGUGACUUCACUGGGAGAGAGGAAUGUUGGGGGUUUAGUGAUGAAUUUAGCAACAUAGAGUGGAAAGUUGAGGACAAACGGAGUGGGAUCACUUGUACGACAAUCAGUAUGCUGGCAUGGGCUGGACUAUUGGAAAGCUAAUGAGCAAACUGCUUAGAUCCAUGUGUCAUUGCUAUGAAUAGCAACUACUUUGUGUAGCUGUUGAUUUUUUCUGAAAGUGUUGCUAAAUCAAAGUGGUAUUACUAUGUAAUAAAUGUGAAAGCUACAGUUCA